AUGUUUACAGAUUAACAAAUUUCAGGGCUUUCAUCUGUGAAACAUUUGCUCUCGAGCGGGAACGAAGAAGAAUGGAAAGCGAGGAACCGUCAAUUCACUUCAAUUGCUUCGUGCAUUAUCCAGGCUUUACGGAAGAGGGGCUAGAGGAACAAACUGUCGCGCGCGGAAAUGGUAUUCAACUAUCUCCCAAGACUCAACUUUCUAGUCUCGCAGCGAACGUUUUGAGCGAGAUGUUUCAAAAGCAAGAAAUUGACGGCAAAGUCAUAAUGAAAGCGGACAACGCGAAAGGUGAGUGCGUGAGAUUUGCUCUUCCUUAGAUUUGCAUUGUUACUCGUACCUGUACCUGUUGUAGAGUUCAGCGUCAAACUGGCCUUAAAAUACUUUUAAUGAUAUCCGUGCUCAUUUUAUUGAUCUGCUUUCAUUAGAAAUAAAAUCGGCCAUGCACGUCCAGAUGAGAGGUGAAAACCGUCAGAAGAGAUUCCCUUUUGCGGAAGAAACAUAUCGGAAAAUACUUUCCUUACAAAGAAAUUGUUGCUCAUCCAUUGACCUGCUUUUAAAAAGAAAAUAUCACCUGGUGAAUGUUGCGUUAAUUUCAACGUGUUGUUCCAAGAAUACGGACGUUUUGAAAGGCUAGUUUUUUUUAAAUCACCUUCAGUGAUGUUAAGUGUUAGAAUCAUGUAAUUUUCUAGAAAUAAUUUUUGUCCUUUAGAAAAAAUAAAGAAUCCUAGAGAGCUUGAGAAAACGGCCUUCACAUCAUGAAACUCAAUAAUUAAUUACUUUGAAAUCGAUUAUCCACAUCUUUCCUGCCGCCUGUUUAUUUUCUCUUCCCCAUAUUACGCAGUUUCAUAAAAUACCGUCUUAAACUUCAGGCCCCAGUUGUUCAAACGUUGGAUAGCGCUAUCCAGCGGAUAAAUCACUAUCCAGCGGAUAGCGUAAUUGAUUUCCGUAAUACUUAUCGGCUGGAUAGUGAUUUAUCCGGUGGAUAGCGCUAUCCAACGUUUGAACAACCGGGGCCUGGUGUGAUCAUGCGUACGCUGAAAGGAUGAAAAUGUUAUUUAAUUUGGCAGUGAGUAGGGGUGAGGUGGGUAGAGAUGAAUGGCGCCCCUCCCCACCCCACCCCUCACAAAGACACAUAGAAGGAAAAGGUUUCAUGAGAACACAAGGCUGUGCUCUAAAGAAAAAUAAAUUGAAGGGAGCGAAGUGUUCUAAACCUGUGAAAUCCAGGGUGCCCAGAAGAUAUGCUCUCUAUGAAAGAAGUAAAGUUUUCGAGUUGCCCGUGAACUAGCUACAAAUCAUACCGAAGUUCAAUGCAUACUUUAGGUACAUUUGUGUUUAUAAGAUUGAUGUUUACUAUUUACGGCUGUUACAUUUAAUUUCCAUUCAUUUCAUUACUGCUUUGUACCACUUAAUGGCACUAGAAGUUCGAAGCAUUUUUAUUUACCACAAUGCAGGACUAAUAUAAGAAAGUUCUCCAUCAGUUUCCAAGGUCCUAAAUUUUUUAACUCUCUUAGUUUUGAAAUUCGAAAUGCAACAAGUACCGCUUCCUUUUGCUGUAAGCUGAAAGCAUUCCUCUUAUCAUAAAUAAUAAUUUAUAUAUAUAUAUAUAUAUGUAUUUUUUUUUCUUCCUUUGCUCUUUUAUUUUGUUUUGUUUUGUUUUGUUUUUUUUUUCUUUUUGUCAUUUCGCUUUUUUAGCCUAGAACUAUGAUUAGUACGACUAUCUAAUAUACUUAUUUUAAGAUUUACUGUAGCUCUGCCAUUGAUUUUCCCGUGUGUAAUUAUGAUAAUAUUUUGUUCUAAUUAUCUAACUGAGGGAGCCCAUUCCUUAUAAGCCCGGUGGCUUCUCUUGGGCUUCCUCGCCAUGAGAGUUAAGGUAAUUAGAUUUUAUUUGAUUUGUAUAAUUUUUGGCAAACAAAACAAUAAACAAUAAACAAUGACAUUUAUGAAACUGAACCCCUGGGUAAUGAUCCCUUAUCUGUAAAAUAUGAUCCCCCAAAACCAAUGAAGAUUUUGAAAAUGACCUCUCAGUAAAAUGGUCAGCCUCUCUCACAGGCAAUAAGUGACCAGUCCCUUAGGUCAGCUCCUGGUUAUUUGGUAGAAGUGCAUCACAUUUUUUAUGAGCUGGUUUUACUAUCUUUGGUUUUAUUAGUAAGACAUUCAAAAUGUUGCUGAGCCUACUAGAAUUGUAGCCAGAUUUAAAUUAGUGCAAAUUUUUUUGGAAAUAACUUGAUUUGUUGAUAAACUUUUUGUGUGGCCGAAGUUAAAACAUGAUGAACAAAACUUUUAAAAUAACAAAACAAAAAUGAUAGAAAGAAUACUUUCCAACAGGUCAAAGAACAGAUUGAUUUGGAGGUUGAAUAUUAUUGUACGAAACCUAAUUAGUGUUUGAGACACAGUCUUUAAAGCCAUACCUUAAUGGGACCAUGGUACAGAUUGGUGUACUGAAGCAAGAACAGCCAGUUAUAUCCUUUGAAUUCUUGAAUUCCUUCCUUACAUGAUAUUUGGUAAGGGUAUUGUUAUCAAGCAGAUGUUUUUCUUUAUUCCUAAAGUUCAAACUUUCUGGUGUGGUUUAACUCACCAUGCGAUAUGUGAUGUACAGUCAAAACUGCAUGACCAUUCAUAAAGAAGUUCAAAUUUCUAUCCGCUUCAUUAUCAAUUCUUCCUUUUUUUUUCCUUUUACUGAAAGCUUCAGUAUCUUUUAUUUUCAAACAAUUUUGUAAUUUAUUGGAUUUGUUUUUCUUCCAAGUUUCCAUUUUGAGUAGUCACACUGUAAAUUUAACAAUGCUUGUAAGCAACAUAACUGUCUUGCUCUGAAACAAACAUGAUCUUAGCUCUAAACAUGGUGGUAAUCUUCUCAUUAAUCUGUUUGUUAACAGUGUUUAUUCAAGUGCGAGACCACUGGAAACCACAUCCACUAGCAGAUUUCACUAGAGAGGGAGAUUUGGAAGUAUCUUUACUUGAAACGUUUGGAGAAAUAUUAUUUGCCAAAGAUGCUGUGAUAAGCAUUCAUGUCCAUCUGUGUUACGAGUAAGUCUGUUAUUUUAAUACAUCAUAUUAUGUACCUUCUUGUGCUUCUGCCAGUUUGUGUGCAAGAUCCUCAAUCCCCUGCUACAUGUACAUGUACAUUGUUCCAGAAAAUAUUUCACUUUGUUACAACACCCUUUGAAACCUCAGUAAGCUAAGGUCCAGCCAAUUAAUGCUGUAAAUUUAAUCAAUUUUUAAUGUAAACUGUAUUUUUAAUAUACUUUGCAAAUAAAAAAUAGUGCAUGCUAUGUAGUGGAACCUCGGUAUAAAUAUGAACCUCUAUACAACGAUGUCCUCAGUAUAACGAACAAUUUUCUUUACCCAGUAAUACUUAAAUGUAUGAAAAAGGACCUUGAUAUAGCAAACAACAAUCGCCUGCCUUUCGUUAAAUCAAGGUUCCACUGUAGACCAUUCUUAACCUUAAGUGACCUCUGUUAGGGUUCAUACAGAGUCUUGAAUUUUCCAGACCUGGAAAAAGUCUGGAAAAUGGAGGUAAAGUCUGGAAAAGUGGUAAAAAAUCUCGAGUUUUAUAUUCAAAGCUACAACAGGUGCUUUAUAUAAAGUCUGGAAAAAGUCUUGAAUUUUGGAUCCAAAAAUCUGUACAAACCCUGUCUGUUAGUCUCCCUCGCCGCAGUUUUUGUCUCAUCACAUAAUGGUCCUCCUCAACAAACAGCUGAUAACAUUCAAAGCACAUUCCUUUCCAAUAACAAUUAUUGUUUUGUUCAUCCACAGAAAUGACCAAUCGUUUAUUAGUAAACUGAAAAUAACGUCACAAAGAAUGUGCUCCUGUGAUUUCCAGUUGCAUCAGAGGUGUCAGCCAUGACGGGCCAGGUUCUAUUUUGCUAAAUCAUUAAAACUGAAUCGAAGAUUGAGGUUUUGCGUGAAAAAAACUGAAAAGCACUUUUUGCCCUGAAAUGGGUGACUGUACAAUGCUUGGUAUAAAAGCUGGAUCAUUAAAUUCCCAUUGAGGGAAUUUUUUUUGGCAAGAAACAGCUAAUUGUUAUCAGAUUAUCAGCAUUUUUCAUCAGUCCUGUCACAUGUAGACGCAGACCAGAUAAGAUUGGGUAAAGCAUACGCGCGCGUUUCUAAAAUAAUAAUCAUUAAUGCAAAAAACACAAAUACUGCUUUGAGUAGACAUUAGUUUCAAUUCUCACCCGGAUAAGUAGUCAAAUCGUAGCAUAUUCAAGUCUGUUUUAUUCAAAACAAAAAAUGUAUAUGACAAGGCAAAUAUUAACAACUUUCUAGGAGACAACUUGAUGCCAUAAAUGAUUUGAUAGAAUGCAGGCUAUGAAUGGAUGGCAUGUGAAAGGAUUAUUUCGUGUAAAACAGUUCCAGAAAAUAGAACCAUAGCUGUGAUUGGUUCAGAUCGGGAAGGGAAUGUGGUUCAAAGGUGAGCAGCUGUUUGUUGGGGAGGAGUGUUGUGUGACGAAACAAAAUGGCUGUGAGGGAGAUUACCUAUCUGUGGAUUGACCUUUAAAUUUGUACUAAAAUCUUUCCUUUUUGAAAGGUUUUUUCCGAUUUGAACAGCCUAUCCAGCAUGAAAACUGGUGUAGUAGAAAAAGAAGCUCUCCCUUUAGUCUAAAGUUUCAGAACUACAAAAAAAAUACAUUUAAUUCAGACACUUGGUUGUUUUCACCUUACUUAGAAGCAUCUGACCUGUAUACUGCAGGGUAAACUCUUUUAAAGGUGGACAAUGUUGGGUUGAGCAGACAUAGAGACAUGUCUGCCUGACUGACAGGUAGUAAAAAAAAUGACUUAAAAGCCCGGUUAUCCAGGAUGGCUUGGCUCACGUCUUGUUUCCUUUUAAAGUUUCUGUUGUGUUUAUAUGAGGCUGGCCCGUUUGCCAAGAUCUUGGCUUGAACAACCAGGACCUUGGGAAGUUGGGUCAGCCCACCGUCUCAUAUAACACACAAAAUGUUUAUGAGGAAACAAGGCAUGAGCUGAACUAGCCCUGUGAACUUGACUGGCUCAUCUCAUGUAAAAAGACCAUAAGAAUUGCAUUGAUGUAAUUAAAUGCAGGUGGCCGUUUGAGGGAGUUCUCCAUUAAAAUUACAAAAAAUAGUAACUGUAUUUUUGUUAAUGCAGUAAAGAUUGGGACGACCAAAAAGUUAAGGCAGCUAUCAAAAAGCUUCUAGAACACUACAGCCAAACACACCUGGAACGCAUGAUGUGUCCUUUUUCUCAGGUAAUUUAUUUUAUUUUAACUUGGAAUCUGGAUAAACUUCGACUGUAAAAUUCCUUAAUGUACACUGAAAUGCUCUCAUUCUUAAUCUAUACAUUGUGUAUUAACAAAGGUUGUUAAUUUCCCCUAUUGCCUUAAAAAAGGGAGCACGGUGUUCUUUUAAAGGUCAGGGUACAUAAAAGGCAUACAAUCAACUUGUAAUUGCUUGCCAAAAAACUGCAUUAAAGCCAGAGGUUAAAAGUAAACAAUAAACUUUUAUAAAUAGCCUGCUUUUUUUGCUUGAUAGAAGAUGUGUACGUUUUGGAUAAUAAGAUUGGUUAGGAAAGAGUAGACCAAAAACAUAAGAAAUCAGGCCAAGAUUUUCAAGUUUGAUUGUGUUAUUUUAAGUGGAAAAUCACCUAAAAUCAUAACUUUCACCUUCGAGACUAAAUGGAUUGUCGUUCUCUUGUAAUUUUGCUUCAGUGAAUGCAACAUCAUGAUUUUUCCCAGUUUACUGUAGUGAUACUGCCCUGUUAUGGGAGCUUUUUCGUUAAUAAUAUUUAUUGUUCCAUCAACAUUAUUUGCUUUAACUUGUCUCUGACAUAAUUAUGUUGGGUGAAAUAGUGUAUUUUUUUUUUAAACAAAUGAUUUAAGUUAAUGAUACUUUUUGUUGUAGGGUAUGCUGUCACAAAUAUCAAGAGACCAAUAUCCCUGCCGUCUUUCAUCUGAAAAGAUUAAGCUUUUUGCGGCUUGGUAUGAACAUUCUCAAUUGAGCAAGGAACAAGAAGAGGAAGGCUCGAUGUCUCCUGGAAGGAAAAUGCUUUUCACUCCACGCGGGAAGAAGAUUGUGUUCAAUGCUGCAGUGGAAAUUCCACUUUUGAGAAAGUGGUAUGAGGAGAAUCCUAAACCAGAUCUAAAGGAUUUAACAGGAUAUGCUGAAAUCCUGAACAGUUUGGAAGAACGAAAGUCAAAGGAACAAGUACUGGCUCGUCAUGUGAAUACUUGGUUCAAAAAUGAAAGAGCAAGGUUAAGGAGGGAAGGACUUUUAGAGGACUUGUCCAGACCUUCCAUGGCUGUUGUAACUACUUCUUAGCCAAUCAUAAUAUUAUUUUAAAACAAGUCUUAUUAAUGUAAAAUAUAAUAUUACAUGUAAACAAGUCUUUUCUCUGCUAGCACAAUAUACAUUUUGUAUCCUGUUAAUGAUCAACCCCUAAUUUAAAAAAAAUGAUAGCAAAGGGGUUGGAGUAAGCACUUUCCCCAAAACAAAGCUGGCUGCUUCCAGGGAACUAGACUUUCUCAAAAGCCAUUUCCAAUUUCUACCGUUUAGGUCGUCUGUUGGGAAACGGUUAUACUGUUGCUAUGGUGACCUGUCAUUCUUGUGAUUGCAUGGGGACUAUUAAAAUGAAAAAGAAGAGUAAGUUGUGUUUAAAUAGUUCAUUCCAGUGCAAGUUUUGGAAAAUGCUGAACAGUUUAGGGCGGCUAUGGAAAAUCACAUGAUAGACUAAUAAGUUUUAGGAAGGAAAAUGUAUUGAUAACUAUUAACCUUUUUUAAUUGCAAAUCUAGCUUAUACCCUCUCACCUCUACAGAAUCUGCAAUGUAAGAUAAACUGUUGGUUCCCUGCGUGAUUUUUACCUUGUGAUUUGCUCAUGAAAAUACAAUGGAUAUAUACAAACAAUAUGAACAGUAUUUAUUGCUAAAUUUCAUAUAUUUAUUUAUUAUUAUGUACUAUACAUGUAGAAGACUCG
Porites evermanni is the source of this 6928-nucleotide messenger RNA. Lineage: Eukaryota; Metazoa; Cnidaria; Anthozoa; Scleractinia; Poritidae. The record is from the annotation of a GenBank genome assembly.